This is a messenger RNA of Ceratosolen solmsi marchali, 461 nucleotides long. Its product is annotated as neuromedin-K receptor-like. Gene Ontology annotation, biological process: G protein-coupled receptor signaling pathway; cellular response to hormone stimulus. The coding region runs from base 63 to 461 and encodes 132 amino acids. Gene Ontology annotation, molecular function: peptide binding; G protein-coupled receptor activity. Gene Ontology annotation, cellular component: plasma membrane. The transcript is spliced from 2 exons. Lineage: Eukaryota; Metazoa; Arthropoda; Insecta; Hymenoptera; Agaonidae. The record is from RefSeq and is a predicted model, not a curated record.
UUUUCAGAUUUUUAGCAAUCUGGUGGCCAUUAAAAUGCCAAAUAACAAAACGUCGUGCGCGUAUGAUGAUUAUUAUCAUCUGGUUCAUUGCCCUUACAGCAACGUCUCCGUGGUUACUGUUUUUUGACCUUGUCUCCAUCUAUAAAGAUGAACCGGAUUUGAAACUUUGCUUAGAGAUGUGGCCACGUCCCCAAGAUGGUUCACUUUUCUUCCUCAUCGGCAACCUCAUGCUUUGCUACGUUCUUCCCAUGAUACUCAUAUCUCUUUGUUAUAUACUCAUAUGGAUUAAAGUGUGGCGGCGCCAUAUACCGAGCGACACUAAAGACGAUCAAAUGGAGCGACUUCAACAAAAAUCCAAGGUCAAAGUCGUAAAGAUGCUUAUUGUUGUUGUUAUUCUCUUUGUUUUGUCUUGGCUGCCACUCUACAUCAUUUUUGCUCGUAUUAAACUAGGUGGUAAUUAA